This is a messenger RNA of Zeugodacus cucurbitae (melon fly), 1107 nucleotides long. RefSeq lists its product as uncharacterized. Bases 120 to 947 code for a protein of 275 amino acids. NCBI's taxonomy places the organism in Eukaryota, Metazoa, Arthropoda, Insecta, Diptera, Tephritidae. The record is from RefSeq and is a predicted model, not a curated record. The transcript is spliced from 3 exons.
UCGAAGAGUCGAGGUGUCAUUAACUAUUAGUGAAGUAGCGGAAGUUUUCAAUACCGCAUAAUUAUUAGAAAAUACAUUUUUUAAUAAAUAUAGGUUUAGUAGCAUAGAGAGCCACAACAAUGAAUACGAAGUACGUGACCUUCUGUCGUUGGUUGGCCGUUUUGGUGUUGUUGCAGACCUUCAUGCCUCCGGGAGCAGAGAGCAAACCCAUGCCUGGCAAGAAAACCAAAAUGGCUCUCAGCGCUAUAGCUGGUUUGACUGCGGGCCAUUUAAUAGGACGCGCCACCGCUAAUCGUCCAAAAAAAGAGAAGUUCGAUAUGAGCGAACAUUUGCCACCGAAUUGUCGAAAGGAGGUUAGCACUAAAUGUGACCCGCAGGAUUCCAAGAAAUUCAUUACAAUUGAACAAAUCAUAUGUGAUCCCCUACCCAAUCAGCAACCACAACAACAACAAAUUCAAUUUGUCCAGCCGUCGUUGGUAGUACCCGUUCAACCGGUUGCGCCAUCUAUUCAGCAAGUUCAACCAGCUGUUGUUCAACAGCCGCCUCCAGCUGGCUUCCAACAACCCGCUCAGCCAAUCGGAUUUGUCCAACCUCCACAACAAGCUGUGCAGCAGCCAUCAGCUCCAGCGCCCCAAACAGUUCAGGUAGUGCAACCACUACAACAAGUUCAAUCACAACAGCCAGUUCAACCAGUCCAGUCCGUACAAAUACCUCAAACUGUGCAAACAAACCAAGCGCCACAGUAUAUACAAACUGUUCAACAACCGUUGCAGCCGGUUCAAGUCGUUCAGCAGCCUCAACCAGCACAACCUGCUCCAGGCACUUCGCAAGUAUUUGUUUUGUCGAAGAAAACAGGUUACUUUGGCAAGUCCUCCACCGACCGCAUACUGCAAACCAAUCUCGUCUUGAUGAUGAUGAUGGCUUUUCUACUCAUUUGGUUCCAGUAGAUCCUUCGAUGCUUUCUUGUGUGUCAUUUUAGUUGAAUUUCAUUUGAGAGGUUUACUCUAAGCUUGUUAAGCAUAUAAAGCACCAAUCCGUAUUAAUUAUAGUGAAUAAUUUGAACGUUGUAAUAAAUAAAGUUCCGUACAAAAAAAUUUCCAAUAAAAA